UAGCUCAGCGUUGAUUGAUCUGUAAAGCUGUAAACAACGAGACGAAUAAGAACACAAUAUUAGUAUUGGUUGUUUUUGUUUACGUUUUGAAGCAUAACAUUUUUAUACAUUGAUACUGUUUUUAUUUGAAAAUUAGUAGCCCCAUGUAAGAUACAUAAAAGCAGUGAAGAAUUAAGUUAACCGCCAAAUAUCUAAAGUAAUAAAUAUUGAUUAGUGCUUUAUUAGGGUGUUUGAAAGGAACAGUGGCAUAGUAAAAUCUAUAAUGUGUUGAGAUUUAAAUUUUGCAGAUGAACUACAACUGAUUGGGUAAAUCUUCUUGUUCUUACAUGUACCUUUCUCAAAAUACAACUGGAUAGCAAUGAAUUCAGCAAGUAAAGUUGGAGAAAUAUUUACAGCCGCAGGAGCAGCAUUUAACAAACUGGGAGAGUUGACUCUGCAGUUGCACCCAACAGCUGAUUCUCCUGCUGGUAAAUGGUCAGAGGAGGAAAUAGAAAUGCUGAGACAAGCGGUGAAAAAGUUUGGGGAUGAUCUGAAUCAAAUCAGUGAGCACAUCAAAGGCAGAACAGUAUCACAGAUCAGGACGACCCUGAAGAAGAAGGCGUUUGAGGAUGCAGGUAUCCCAGUGAGACAAUUGACAUCAGUGCAAGCUCCGCAGCAACAGCAGGGGAUGCUGACAAAGACAGUGCAGGAAGUAACACUGAAUAUGCUCAACGCCCCCGAGUCUGAGGUUGACGUUGAAGGCUUACACGAGGAUGUCAAAGUGGAGUUUGACGGAGCGAUGGAGGAAGUGACGUCCUAACAGUGAUUUUGGGUUUGAUUCUGACUUUGAGUGCUGUGAACUAUAAUUCGUUUUCAAGAGAUUAUUAUAUUAUAUUUAAUAUAUGGACUAGAUUGAGACUUUAUCACUUAAUGUAAGGCUGUACAAUUAUUUCUGUGGUUUUGAUUGAAUAUAUAUAUAUAUAAAUAUUUUUAUCAGUGAUGCAAUAUACAUAAAAUCAAUUUAUAACAUUCAAAAUCAGUAUCAAAUGUCAAAAAAAUUAAAGACAAUGUUAUGAGAGUA
Molecule: messenger RNA, 1060 nt
Organism: Homalodisca vitripennis (glassy-winged sharpshooter)
Lineage: Eukaryota; Metazoa; Arthropoda; Insecta; Hemiptera; Cicadellidae
Product: chromatin complexes subunit BAP18
Exons: 4
Coding region: 359-799 (146 amino acids)
Cellular component (GO): NURF complex; MLL1 complex
Source: RefSeq, a predicted model, not a curated record